Molecule: messenger RNA, 735 nt
Organism: Daldinia loculata
Lineage: Eukaryota; Fungi; Ascomycota; Sordariomycetes; Xylariales; Hypoxylaceae
Product: carbohydrate esterase family 12 protein
Exons: 2
Coding region: 1-735 (244 amino acids)
Molecular function (GO): hydrolase activity, acting on ester bonds
Source: RefSeq, a predicted model, not a curated record
AUGGCAAAGGGAGGCGGUGGCUCGGGAAUCCCCACCGAGGGUUGGGGCGAGUAUCUUCAGUACAGCUUCGGUUCCGAUUAUGUCGUACGUAACUCUGCGAUCGGCGGGAGGAGCGCAAGGUCGUUUACCCGUGAAGGCCGCUUUACGGAAGUGGCUAACAUAGUGAAACCGGGUGAUUGGGUCGUUAUCGAAUUCGGGCACAACGACGGCGGCAGUCUAAGUACUGACAACGGCAGAACCGACUGCCCAGGAGAUGGUGCUCAGACCUGCCAAACGACGUAUAAUGGCGUUCAGGAGACGGUACUGACGUAUCCGGCUUACUAUAAAAACGCUGCGAAGUUAUUCCUUGACAAGGGGGCAAAGGUUAUCUUAAACUCCCCUACCCCAAACAACAUUUGCGAGAGUGGCACGUGUGUUGGCGAGACGGCCAGAUUCGACUAUUACGCUUGGCAUGCGGCUGCCGAACUAGCAAGCCCAGAUGUUCAUCAUGUUCCACAUAAGCAGUAUGCAGUUCAAGCCAUGAUUAACUUGGGCCCGUCAACUGUCAACGCCAAUUAUCCAAAAGACCAUACGCAUACAGGAGCGUAUAUGGCCGACGUGAUGGCUGGGACCUUCGUGUUGGGUCUCAAGUGUGGAACAACUGCAUUAGGUGCAGCUGUCAAGAAUUCAACCGAGUCUCUAACGAAAUCCUUCUACGGGGCUUGCAUACCUCAGAACAGCACCGUACCUAUUUAG